This is a messenger RNA of Suillus subalutaceus, 2697 nucleotides long. RefSeq lists its product as uncharacterized. Bases 1 to 2697 code for a protein of 898 amino acids. The transcript is spliced from 22 exons. The record is from RefSeq and is a predicted model, not a curated record. Lineage: Eukaryota; Fungi; Basidiomycota; Agaricomycetes; Boletales; Suillaceae.
AUGAAGGAUGUUUUGCGCCCCGGAGAGGAAGAAGAGGAAUGGGAGGCAGAUGGAGAGGAAGUGGGGGGAUCAGAUGGGGGCGGAGGAAUGGUCCUCAAACUCAACGAUGAGGCUACCGCAAUCAUUGCUGAGCUCGCAGCCGCACAUUGUCUCUCUUCUAUUCACGAUCCACUUCGAUGGCUGCAAGAUAUUGGGAAUUUUGUGCAAGUCCCAUCUGUGGACGAUGAAUCUUUGUUAUCACUGGUGGUGAGGUGUAGAGGAAUGAUGGGCAAGGACAUUCGUAUCAAUUUCAUGAUCAUGAUUAAUUUCAUGACACUUGUUUGUAAGUGUCAGAGCAUCCGCCUCAAGACAGGCUUACACCUGAAAGGGAUUUAUGAGAAUGAAGUCAAAGACCGCCCUUCAGAGACGAAGGUCACUUAUCGCACUUUUUUGGAGUGGCAUGCUACUGGUAGCAAGUUCAUUGCCAUCGCAUGUGGUGGCUCCAUAUAUGCUUUAGUACUCAUCGCAGGCCUUGGUCUUAGAGUGUCCAUCGCAUCCAUGGUUGGAACCACGCACUUACAUCUAGCAGACAUGCUACGAUCACCUCCAAGGGAUUCUCCUCAAAGAAAGCUGAUUCUUGAACGCAUUGUACCCACCAUCGCACGCAUGCGACUCUCCCAUCCCUUCAGUAUGACCUCAAUGUUCUCUCGCGCUUUGAUCGAGAGAUUCUCCAUCUCAAAGGAUAUCGACUGCACAGACUUCUCAGCAUCUGAUCGGUUUUUUGAUGCCAUUAUCCAAAACGCAUUCACACCACUCCGUAGAAGUGGACAUGUUUGGCGCGCUUGCAUUGCGCCUGUGCCAACUGAUCUUCAAAGGCUGCCUUUACACACUGUCAAUCACAGUGAGCUCUAUGGUGUAGGUCGUCCUUAUAGUCCACCAUUAUCCGACAUCGAGGAGGACGAGAUCGCGCAUGUUAACAAGUGCUUCAAGCCUCCUCGCGACAAGGUCCUGAACACUAGCUGGAGUGCGGCGGAGAGGUUACGAGCAGAGGCGGGUGAAAGGGUGAAAAGCCUGGAAGACUUACGCAACAAGCUCAAACCUUUCUAUCGCAAUGGCUAUCAUGCCAACUCAACCACCCUAGAUCUUCGAAAACAAGGAUGGUCGUUUAUGGCGUUUGUAUCUACUGCACCUUCCCACCCAAUACGCGCUUCUCUGGAAGUCAAUUACUGGCUUGCACUCGGAAAUGCAGACUUGCUUGGAGAUAUGGAUACGCGCUUGCCUGGAGGUAGACCCUUUCCAGGCUAUGCACCUCUCUUGGUACAAUCGCCAUUGUACAUCGACGUUCAACCUUGGCUGCUAGAGAAGGAAGGAAUGCGCACAAACCAUGGUCAAGUUAUUCCCUACAUAUCCCAGGACUUACAACAGCACAGACUCGUAUACGGAACAAUCUCAAAGGUGUACGGGGAGUUAUUUGAGUGGGCAAAGGCAAAAGACCCGCCUUCCCCUACUUCCUCAGCUCCUCCUGCUAGUAAUAAAGGCAAGACAAAAGCAAGCAAAAUUAUAACUGAUGACCAGUAUGACGAAUUCCUGAAGUUUCAAGCUCAAAAAAAGAAGGAAGCUGAACUCAAUCAUCGCAAAGGUUUGAGGAAGAAUGUUGACGCCAUGCUAGAUGAAGAAGAGAGUAAUACUGAGCAUGAGAUUACGGAGCAUAACAAGAGGAAAAAAGUGAGCAAGAAGGCAAAACCUAUGGACACAGAUGAAGAAAAUACGCCCAUAGCCAGUGAAGAUUCAGAUCAUUCGCGUCACCCAGAGGCAGAUUCAGCAAUAGAGACAGACGUAGCUGGAGAGCAGUCUGUGGUUAAGAAGAGAGGCAAUGGUCUAAUAGAAGUCAAGGAUGAGUCGCAAGAUGAAAUGGCUGUCAGGCGUCGCAGAAGGGGGGCCAAUAAAGGUGAAGUCAGACCACCUACUACCCUUGCAUCUUUAAAAAAAGAUGGAUGCGGACCUUUGGUGGAUCUUGCUCAUCAACUGCUGAGAGUAAAAAUUGCCCUGGAGAACGCCUUUCCUGGUCCUUCUGUAGAUGUCCAGGACGCCUUUGCCUGGAACUGUAUCAAGGAGGCUGGUAAAGAAUCAGGCUCCCCAAUGAAGGUUAUGUUUGAUCGCAUUAGUGAAGAUGAUACACUCAAAGGCAGGGCAUUGGCAUAUGUAUGGUCAGGUGCAUCUCAGUUAAGGGGGGAGUUGGCUAGGAAGGCUAGAGAGAAUGCCAAGACCUUCAACAAGAACCUUCCUUUCCGCACACACCUCAUCAAGCAACUUCUCAUGGGCCAAUUUUUUCAGGGCGCUGGUGCUGAAGGAUUGCUUUACAAGGAAGAAUUUCAAAAGCUUCCUGAUAAUCUUAUUGCGCUUUUGGCAGCUUCAAUAGAGUGUGCAUACAAAGGCAUGCUCACAGGUACACCAGUUGUAGUAGAGUUCAAGGAACCAGUGUUUCAACCAAGACAUCAGUACUACUUGUCUAAACUCACUGAGUAUAGCCUUAAGACUCCAGGCUAUAUGAAGAAAUUGAGAGAUGAUCUGUGGACUGAUAUUGGAGAGGCUUGUCGUUUCCAGCUUAGAGAAGAGGGAGGCGACAGUGAUGAAUCUGAUGUUGAUUUUGAUGCAAUGGAGGAGUAUGCUAGGCCAAUGUCUGGUGUAGCAAAUGUUGAUGAUGCUGUCGUCAACUGA